CUUGUCGAAGCGAUCUCGCGAGAGGGACGCGGCAGGAGGAGGCGCGAGCGCGCCGGGCACAUCGCGAGAGCACAGCGGGCCGGCUGGGCGCGGAGCCGGCCGGGGGGCGGCCGCCAGCACCAGCCGCCUUCCUCGGCCCCCUACCGCCGCAGCGCCCCAUGGAGAAGGCUGAGGACGGGCCCCAGGGCUUCCUGCCGCCCUUCGAGCACUUCGCCACUCAGGCCAUCCACGUCGGGCAGGAGCCGGAGCAAUGGACCUCCAUGGCCGUCGUGCCGCCCAUCUCUCUCUCCACCACCUUCAAGCAGCAGGCGCCCGGCCAGCACUGCGGUUUUGAAUAUAGCCGUAGUGGAAAUCCUACUCGGAAUUGCCUGGAAAAGGCUGUAGCCGCACUGGAUGGAGCCAAGUACUGUUUAGCUUAUGCUUCAGGCUUAGCAGCUACUAUGAAUAUUGCACAUUUGUUAAAGAUGGGAGACACUGUUAUCUGUAUGGAUGAUGUUUAUGGAGGUACAAACAGAUAUUUCAGGAAGGUAGCCUCCAGAAUGGGUUUGAAGAUUACUUUUGUUGACUGUAGCAAAUUGGAAUGCCUGGAGGCUGCAAUCACACCAGAUACAAAGCUUGUUUGGCUUGAAACUCCCACAAAUCCCACCCUGAAGGUCAUUGAUAUUCAAGGCUGUGCAGAUGUCAUCCAUAAACAUAAAGACAUUAUUUUAGUAGUAGACAACACCUUUAUGUCAGCAUAUUUCCAGCGUCCUUUGUCUCUUGGGGCAGAUAUUUGUAUGUAUUCUGCAACCAAAUACAUGAAUGGGCACAGUGACGUUGUAAUGGGAUUGGUUUCAGUAAAUUGUGAUGAUCUCUAUGAAAGGCUCAAAUUCUUACAAAAUGCCCUUGGAGCAGUUCCAUCUCCUUUUGACUGUUACCUUUGCAAUCGGGGUUUAAAGACGCUGCAGAUCCGGAUGAAGCAGCAUUUCUACAAUGCACUGGCUGCUGCUCAGUACCUUGAAUCAAAUCCCCGGGUAGAAAAAGUCAUUUAUCCUGGACUGACCUCGCAUCCGCAGCAUGAGCUAAUGAAGCGUCAGUCCACUGGCUGUCCUGGGAUGGUCACCUUUUAUAUUAAAGGAAAUCUUGAACAUGCUGAAAUCUUUCUCAAGAAUUUAAAGCUUUUCGCACUGGCUGAGAGUCUGGGAGGAUAUGAAAGCCUAGCAGAACAUCCGGCUAUUAUGACUCACGCCUCAGUUCCUGAAGAGGAGAGAGAGGUUCUUGGGAUCAAUGAUACUUUGAUUCGCCUGUCAAUUGGUUUGGAGGAUGCACAAGAUAUACUGGAAGAUCUGGAGCAAGCUUUGAAAGCAGCAGUCCCAGAGCAUAUGGUUCGCAACUAGGAAUCCAAGACCUGAAAUCGGAAGCCUACACAGUGAAGGCACCCAGAGAAGAUUAAAUUAAAAGCCAAACCAAUGAUAAGUUUCUUCAGAUUUUCCUUUAAAAGUGAAAGGGGGGAACCUAAACUUAUAUUCAAAGUUUAGCUACCCAAGCAGUCUUUUUUUUUUUUUAAAGCUUUGCUCUCCAGUGACUCAACGUGGGUCAAACUUAUGCACAAAACUUGUGCUUUCAGAUGUGUCAUCCUCUUGUUCCUCCUGCUCUUAUGACUUGAAAUGUCACUCUCCUUUCUGAGAAAAGCUUGUUGAUCUGAGAUCAGCUGUGAUGUACAUGCAACAGUAUUAUAUCCGGAUCUCAAAUAUUAAAAAUUGGGGGGUUUUAUGCUGUCCAGUGGUGAGUGCAUACCGCAGUUAUGUUGGUACAGGCUGUUUCUUUCAUCAUACUGCAGAAUUUUUUUUUUAAGUCACAUUUUAUUUCUAACUGAAGAUAUAUUUUGAAUGGUGUAGGAUCAAAUUCAGACUUUUUGAAUGAGAAUAUCAAAUCUGGUUUGAUUUUGUGCAACACUGAAAAUUUAAGUCAACUGAUACUGUACUGUAAUUUUCUGAAGAUUUGACAGUAAAAUAAGCAGGAUUUAGUCUGAAUUUUUUAAAUGUAAUGUGUUAUACAUGAGAACAAUUUCAGUCUUAACUUCUGUCUUACCAAGAUAGAAUUUGUUUCUGUAUGUUUGAAUUUCUAAAGUGGAUAAUUUAAUGAAAGGGGAAAUUAAAUGGGGCAUUUGUCAGACAGACUACAAUGAUAGUUUUGAAAACAUUAAAGUUUUCACAAAGCAAAUAAAAUCUAGAGUUGGUUUUUCUUUAAAAAACUAAGUCUAAUAUUACACCACAUACUAGUUCUCUGGCCUUUUAAAACCCACUAUUUUUUAAUCUAACAUUAAAUUGUUUAGAAUGUUCUGUAUGAAUUGUAAGUGGAACAUUAGUGAAUAAAAUGAAUGGGACAAA
Mauremys mutica (yellowpond turtle) is the source of this 2369-nucleotide messenger RNA. It is a transcript of the gene CTH, whose product is annotated as cystathionine gamma-lyase. The coding region runs from base 159 to 1376 and encodes 405 amino acids. Gene Ontology annotation, cellular component: cytoplasm. The transcript is spliced from 13 exons. NCBI's taxonomy places the organism in Eukaryota, Metazoa, Chordata, Testudines, Geoemydidae. The record is from RefSeq and is a predicted model, not a curated record. Gene Ontology annotation, biological process: transsulfuration. Gene Ontology annotation, molecular function: cystathionine gamma-lyase activity; pyridoxal phosphate binding.